AUGCAGCGCGAGCAGCCCAAGAUCAGUGCCAAGCGGGCCGCAGUCAAGGCCGUCAAAGACUUGAGCCUCCUGCAGAAGGAGAAGCCCAAGCAAAAGAAGAGUGCUGGCAAACAGCUGGAUUCGACACUCAACUGGAUGCGGGACUGGUCUACUGGCCUCGUCGUCGGGCAGCAGAAGGACUCGGACUUUGGUGCUUCCGCGAUGGCGGGGAUUGUCGAGGACCUUGCCGUCGCUGCGCCGCCCACGACCAUCCUGGACACUCGGGAGGAGCUCCCAACAGGCACGCCAGAGACUUUUAUGGCCUACAUCCAGCGAGACAUCAACUGCCUGGCUGAGGACACGAUGAACGUCCGCCUGCAGUCGCUUCAGAAGUUGGAGCGGAUUCUCGUGCGGCAGGGUGACAUCCUAGCAACAGACGUGGUGGACGCUGUCUUCGAUGCGAUGCUCAAGCCUACUGUAAUUCUCCGAAUCAUCUCGAUCGAGCCUAUCAAGGACAAGAGCGAGAAAUGUCGCGAGCUGGCCGUGAAGAUUCUCCGCAGUCUGGUGGAGAAUACUUCUGACCUCGCCGCGGCACUGUGCAGCCCGAUCCAGAUCUACUCCUAUAUUGAUGAGGCGACAGGUCUCAUCCGUGCGCAAGCGAUGGAUCCGUUCCACGGGGUCAAGGCCCUGGCUUGCGACACCAUGGUGACGUUCUGCUACAACAACAGAGAAAUGCUACUGCACUUUGCGCUGCCGCUGGCCCGCUCACUGACGUCCUGCCUCACCCACAACCAUGCCAAGCUGCGGAUCGCUGGCUUGCGUGCUAUCACCGCUUGCCUCUUCUGUGGUGUGUGGAAGCACAACUUCGAGAUUUUCGAGGUGCUCAUGGCAUGGCAGGACCCAAACAAGGUUCCGAUAAAGGCGUUCUACGAGGGCGUAACGAAUGUCAACUACAUGUCCACCUUGAGCUUCGAUCGCCACCCGGCAGUGCGCCGGUUUUGGUUCGAAACACUCGCGUACUGGAUGAUACGAUGUGUGGACAAGGUGGACCUGGAGCCGUACAUAGCUCCUUACCUGCUGACGGGCUUGUGCGACGAGAAUGAGGAGAUCGCCUUGGAGGUCUUCUGGCUCAUCGAGCGCAUCGGUGAGGCCUACGAGGAGGAGCACGAGGAGGACCUGCGGAAAACGAAGCAGUAUGGCUUCGAUUAUACCUGGACCUACAGCGGGCGGGCGUUUGUGCCGUUUCCGCUCCAGGGCAUCUGGGGCGGCGGCUCCUCUGUUCCGCGGCACAUCAGGCGCACCGGCGCCCAGGGGCCGGAUUUUCUUGGCCACCGCCCGCUGCCCGAGCAUCAGCAUCGGGAGCAGUUGGCAAGCGAGGUGGAGGAUCCUGACGAGGAUGCCAUGGACCCGCAGGACCGCCGGGCCUUGGGGACGCGGGCGGAGCUUCCGAGCCGUGACAGUUGCUGGCCAGAGUUUCGGGAUCUGGCUGUGUACCGCCGGCUGCCGCGGCCGCGGCUGGGCUCGCGAUCUUGGGUGCGAACCCACAGCCGGCGCUUCAUCAAGGCCACCUUCAAUGACGUCGUCGAUUUUCGUGACUGCACGUCCUUGAACGCCGGCCGCUUGCUGUGCAUGUCUCUAGCCUACACCGAAGAAGGGGUCACCGAGUGGCUGCAGCCCAUGAUGGCGGCGCUGGUCAAGUUUUACUCCGGACGGGCCUGGGCAGCUGCGGAUGCCAGGGCCAUGCAGACCUACAGCACCGUCUGCAAGCUGCUCGGGGCGCUCCUGGAGCCAACUUCUCUCUGGACGCAGCUGAGGGGAGCCCUGGACGCAGACUCGACCAUG
Symbiodinium necroappetens is the source of this 1821-nucleotide messenger RNA. The record is from the annotation of a GenBank genome assembly. Lineage: Eukaryota; Dinophyceae; Suessiales; Symbiodiniaceae.